Molecule: messenger RNA, 231 nt
Organism: Emiliania huxleyi CCMP1516
Lineage: Eukaryota; Haptophyta; Isochrysidales; Noelaerhabdaceae
Exons: 2
Coding region: 1-231 (76 amino acids)
Biological process (GO): lipid metabolic process
Cellular component (GO): membrane
Molecular function (GO): oxidoreductase activity, acting on paired donors, with oxidation of a pair of donors resulting in the reduction of molecular oxygen to two molecules of water
Source: RefSeq, a predicted model, not a curated record
AUGCAGUGGCAGCUCGAGCACCACCUCUUCCCCACGAUGCCGCGCUACCGCUACCCGGCGCUCUCCAAGGUGCUCGCGCAGUUUGCGUCGGAGAACGACCUCACCUACCGCGUCACCGGCGAGUUCAAGAUCAUCGGCGACAACGUCGCCCUGCUCAAGAAGAUCGGGCAGGGGCCGCAGCAGCCGGGCAACCCGAACUCGGAGCCCCUCUUCAAGCAGCGUAACUACUAG